This is a messenger RNA of Aureobasidium subglaciale EXF-2481, 4727 nucleotides long. RefSeq lists its product as uncharacterized. Lineage: Eukaryota; Fungi; Ascomycota; Dothideomycetes; Dothideales; Saccotheciaceae. Gene Ontology annotation, molecular function: calcium ion binding; protein binding. The coding region runs from base 72 to 4364 and encodes 1430 amino acids. The transcript has 2 exons. Gene Ontology annotation, cellular component: plasma membrane; cytoplasm. Gene Ontology annotation, biological process: endosomal transport; endocytosis. The record is from RefSeq and is a predicted model, not a curated record.
GCGAUAGUAGCAGCGGCCCAAUCUCGACUCCCGCGUCCGCGACUCUCCUACACACGCGACGCUCAACGACCAUGUUCUCGGGCUCCAAUUCAUUCUUGGGCGGCGCCAACCAGGGCCGCCCCGGCCAGCAGCAAUAUGGCCAGCAACCACAACAGCAGAACUUCAGCGGCUUCGGCCCUCAGCCCACGGGCUACAUGCAACCGCAAUACACCGGCAUGCCGCCCAUGCAGCAGCAGCAAUCGCUCCAGCCUCAGGCCACUGGUUAUCUCCCUCCGCAACAGCAGCCUCAGCAGUCCCAGUACCCAGGAGGUCUCAUGCCCCAAUAUACCGGCUACCCUCCCCAGCAGCAACAGCAACAACAGCAGCCGCAGCAGCAGACCGCUGCUCCUCAACAGCAACCCCAGCCCACGGGCAUGACGUCGUCCCAAAUAGCAGACUCGUUCCGCUCCACGCCUGCUCAGCAGCAGCCCCAGCCUCAGCCUCAGCAGUCCUCGUCUGCCUCGUCCAAGAUUCCGAACAUCCGUCUGUCCUUCAUCACCGCCCAGGACCAGUCCAAGUUUGAGCAGCUCUUCAAGUCUGCCGUCGGCAAUGACCAGGCUCUUUCCGGCGACAAGGCCAAGGACCUUCUCCUCCGCUCAAAGCUCCCCGGUGAUGCCCUGUCGCAAAUCUGGAUGCUUUCCGAUACGACAAAGUCUGGCCAACUGCUCUUCCCCGAGUUCGCCCUGUCCAUGUAUCUGUGCAACCUGAAGCUUACCGGAAAGGAUCUGCCUGCUCAGCUGCCCGAAAGAGUCAGAAAUGAGGUCUCUAGCAUGGUCGACAUCAUCUCGUUCGGUGUCGCUGACGCACAACCUGCAUCGCUCCCCUCCACAAACGCUCCCAGCUUCCCUGAUGUACCCACCAUCCAGGCUCCUCAGCCUCAACCUUCCAGCAGCCAGCUCCUCUCUCAGCUGGCUCCUCAACCCACAGGCUUCCAACCCCAGCAGACCGGUUAUCAAUCUCAGCCUUUCCAACCGCAACCGACUGGCCUACAAUCUCAACAGACGGGCUUUCAGUCUCAGUCCACUGGCUACAAUGGUCCCCGUCCUCCUAUGCCCCCAAUGCCCACCGGCUUUGGUCAAGGCCUGACUCCUCAAGCUACUGGUUACCCCAUGGCUCCUCUUAACGCACAGCCCACUGGUCGCCCUGGUCAAUGGGGCCUUGUUAAUGCUCCAGCUUCUGGUCUGCCCAAUUUGCAGGCCCUCCAACAGCAGAUGAUGCCUCAGCCUGGUCGUGAGACUGGCUUUAGCACUGCUGGUCUCCGUGGUAAUGCCACCGUUCCAUGGGCUAUCACAAAGGACGAGAAGAAGAUCUACGAUGACAUGUUCAAGGCAUGGGAUGGUCUGAGCAGAGGUGCUAUUAGUGGUGCAACAGCUAUCGAGAUCUUCGGCCAGAGUGGUCUGGAAAAGAAUGAUCUCGAGGCCAUCUGGACCUUGUCUGACCCCCACAACAGGGGCAAACUCAAUCUCGAUGAGUUUGCUGUGGCCAUGCAUUUGAUUUACCGCAGACUGAACGGCUACCCUGUGCCCGCUAAGCUUCCUGCCGAGCUUGUACCUCCUUCCACUAGAAACCUCAACGAUGCCAUCGGAACCAUGAAGUCGCAUCUCUCUCAGGAUGCACAAUCGAGAAGAAGCACAGGCGCUUUCUUGCAACCUCAGAAGACUGGUGUGAGCUACUUGAAGAAUCACUCUUUCGCUGGUGCAGGUGCCAGCAUUGCCGGACCUCGCAAGGAUGCCACCGUUUACAAGAACAACGACGAGGAUGUUGGUUACCGCUCGUCUGCGCGUCGUCGUACAGGCGAUACUGGGCGUACCGCUUCUCCUGCCCAAGAAAAGCCUGUUGACGAAAUGUCUGUCGAUCAACUGAAAAAGGCCAUCCGUGAGAAACAGGUCCUUCUCGAUGCCAUGGACUUUGAAGACGAGGGUAGGGCCGAUGAGGAGGAUGCUCUCGAUCGCAAGGACCGUAAGGAGGCCGAUGAUCUUUACAGACGCAUUCGUCGCAUUCAAGAAGAUAUCGAUGGGCACCCGAACUCUGGCUUCCGUUCUACCGACUCUGAUGCUGAACGUAGAACACUCAAGAGACAACUUCAGACACUGUCAGACCGCCUGCCUGAGCUGGCUUCUCAUGUUAGACGCUGCGAGAGAGCCAUUGCCGACGCACAGCUAGAACUAUUCCGUCUCAAGGAUUCUAAAGCUAACCCAAGCUCUGCUCCGGCUAUCGUCGGUACUGGCCCUGGUGGUGCUGUAACAGAGUCGGAUCGUCUCAAGGCAAGAGCUAGAGCCAUGAUGCAAGCACGUUCAGCUGCACUCACCGGCAAGCCCGCUCCAGCCGCUGCUUCUGGAGACGAUGGUGCAGGUGCCGCUAAGAGACUUGAGGAUGAAAGUAACCGCGUCCGUCUCGAAAGAGAAGAGAACGAGAGAAUGGUGCGUGAGGUUGAGGAUUCGGUCAACGAAUUCAGUAGAACCAUCGAGUCUAGUCUCAAGGAAGGAUCUGAAGAUGCGGCUACUGAGCACGAGAAAAGACGAUGGGAAGAUGGACUCGGUGUUGAGGACGAGGUUAAGGACUUCAUCUUCGAUAUGCAGCGCAGCAGCAGAACCACUCGCAUCAGAAAGGACGAGAACAAGAACCCUCGUGAUCGCGUUGCGUCACCUCGCACCGAAGAAGUCGGCCGUAACAGCAGUAGCUCUCGCGUUGAGAGCCCCGUCGCUAGGAGCGAGACCCCUCGUGGAGGUUCUUACAAUGCUUACAAGACCGCAGAAGACCGUGCUACCUUCAUUAAACAACAAGCUGAGCAACGCAUGGCUGAACGUCUUGCCGCUCUGGGCCUUAGAGCCCCUACGAAGCCUGGCGAGUCUGCACAGCAGCGUCAAGAACGUGAGCGCAAGGAACGCGAAGACCGCUUGCGCCAGGCGGAACAGGAAGAUGCGCGUAGAGAAGAGGAGAGACAGCAGAGACUGGCCGGCGAAAGCAUUGCACCUCCAAGUGCUGAAAAGCCUCUUGGGAAGAAGGCCCCACCUGCCCCUGCACCUCGCAAGAACCGCGGCGACUCUGUCGGCAAGCAAGAAGAGCAACAGGCUCAGACUGAAGCUCAGCGAUUCGAGCAACAACAAAAGGAGCAAGCGAUCAGGGAACAGCAAUCCGCCCAGGCAUCAGAGACUAGGGGACUUGAAGACGAGGAACGUCGUCAGGAAGAAGAGCUCCGCAAAGAGCGCGAGUCUGCUGCUGAACGUCUCCGUGCACUUGAAGAGCAAGUUCGUCAGGGCAAGCUCAAGAAGGCAGAAGAAAAGAAGAAGAGACAAGCAGCUUCCAAGGAGGCCGAAGAGAAGGAAUCUCGUCUUGCCGCUCAACGUGCAGAAAUCGAAGCUGCGAAAGAAAGAGAGAGACAGUUGCAAUUGCAGCUUGAAAGCAUAGACGAUAGCUCGGACGACGAUGAUGGUCCACAGACUAUCACUCCGAUGGAAAGCACACCCGCUGCCAGCCAGGAGCUCCAGAGGGAAGUGUCUCCUGCAGCUCCAACAGAGGCCGCACCCGCACCACCGAGCGCUCCUGCCCCUCCACCAAUGCCCACCACCGUUGUCAGUCCCCCUGAGGAGUCGAAGAAUCCGUUCUUUAGAAGCAUGAACCAGCCCACGGCUCCCUCUGCGUCCGCUGCAUCUCCCGCUGCUAGCGAUGCCGCCUCGACUAAUCCCUUCCAUCGUUUCACUGCACAGGACUCUGGCAAGACUGCCUUGCCCGAGCCUGCUGCACCGUCGGCUCGUCGUACGAUCAAGCCCGCCGAUGAUGACGACUGGUCCGUAGUCGACUCCGAGUCCUCCGAUGAAGACGACGACGCGCCUACAGGCGGCAGCGCCAAACAGCUUGCCUCGAUGCUCUUCGGCACCAUGGCACCCCCACGCCCUCUCUCAUCCAUGGAGAACAACUCACCCGCCUCAAGCUCACCUGCAAUCCCUACCGCAUUGCCACCACUUCCUCCACCAACCCUCGAUGCCGGACCUCCGACUCCCGCGCCUGAUGGCGGUGUCGCUCCCCCCGCUCCUCCACCGCCGCCACCAUUGCCUUCUAUGGAUGCUCCUCCUCCACCUCCCAUGCCUUCUAUGGGUGCUCCUCCUCCACCUCCCAUGCCUACUGGUGGUGCUCCUCCUCCGCCUCCUAUGCCUUCAGGCGGUGCGCCCCCACCACCUCCUAUGCCUUCUGCACCGGCAGCAGGAAAAGGUGGCGCGCCUAACAUUUCCGGUCUGCUAGGAGAGAUUCAACUAGGCAAGGGGCUCAAGAAGACGGUAACGAAGGAUAGGAGUACUUCGUCUACUGCAGGUCGUGUCUUGGGUUAGGAAGUGGAAGAGUCUUUGGUCGUUCUCUCUUUGUGUUUAUCCUUGUGUCGUUUGUUAUUUGUAUCCAAUGGGGUUUCUCGAAACUUUGUAUUUGUUCUCUGUUCGAUCUUUCCGCGAAGUGUAUAUUGUGUAAUAGAGACCGGUUUUUUGUUUUAAUAGAGUAGUUAUCUAACCACAUGGUUUAGUCUCUUGUACACUUCUUUACGCUGUGUCGUCAUAUCAGAGUUUGGCCUUUGUUCCCAAAGACGAAUUUGAUAUGCGUACCCUAUUGACGUCAUCGGUAUAUAGCAUCUCCCCAGUUCAGGGUCAUCCCCCCCUUUCACAAGGCACACUUCCCCCACCAAUGAAACCGCUUUUCCUCAC